Molecule: messenger RNA, 2658 nt
Organism: Dujonia railenensis
Lineage: Eukaryota; Fungi; Ascomycota; Pichiomycetes; Serinales; Debaryomycetaceae
Source: the annotation of a GenBank genome assembly
AUGUCAAACAUUCAAGUAGUCGUCAGAUGUAGGGGAAGGAACUUGCGUGAAAUAGAAUCCAAGUCCCCUAUAGUGAUAGAGCUACCGGAAGACACUGCCACAACCCCGUCCAUCACGAUCAAUACUCAAGAGCAUCAAGUCUCAUCGACUUCACUACCUUCAACCUCAGAGUACUUGUCCUCAAUCCACCUGAAAACCUAUACGGUAGACCAAGUCUAUGGAUCUCAGACGGACCAGGCAUCAAUAUACAACCAGGUGGCGGCUCCGCUUUUCAAAGAUUUUAUGAAUGGAUUCAAUGUGACUAUCUUAGCGUAUGGCCAGACGGGAACUGGGAAGACAUACACCAUGUGUGGGGAUGUCACCACUGACAGCAGCAAUAGCAACAGCAGCAGUAGCAAUAGCAAACUCACAUUGGGAGAAGACGCCGGGAUAAUACCCAGAAUCUUGAGCGAAUUGUUCAAUGAAUUGAAGAAACAAGACGUUUCGGACUACAUGGUGAAAGUUUCGUUUAUUGAAUUGUAUAACGAGGAGUUGAAGGAUUUGUUGGAUGGAGACAAUAACGGUACCAACAAUGGCGGAAAAUUGAGGAUUUAUGAAUCCAAAAAGAGUGAAAGGGAUCUGUCGAUCUUGAUCCAAAACUUGUCGGAGGUUUAUGUCCCCAACAGCAAAAACGGGCUCCAAUUACUAAAGAAAGGAUUGAUAAAGAGAAAGACAGCUAGCACCAAGCUUAAUGAUGUCUCAUCUCGGUCGCAUACCAUCUUUACCAUAAACUUGUAUAAGAAAAACGGAAUGAAUUCGGACUCGGAAUUGUACAGGAUUUCUAAGAUGAAUUUAGUAGACUUGGCUGGAAGUGAGAAUGUGAGCAGGUCAGGUGCAGUUAACCAGAGGGCAAAGGAAGCUGGGAAUAUUAACCAAAGUUUGUUGACGUUAGGCAGGGUAAUAAAUUGCUUGAGCGAUAGCCAGACCUCACCAGAAGCUUUAGGUGGCAGGAAGAAAAGCGAUGUGAAGAAAAUCGACCACAUUCCAUACAGAGAGUCCAAACUUACUCGACUCCUUCAAGACUCACUCGGAGGACAAACAAAAACUGCACUUAUUGCUACUAUCUCACCAGCAAAGGUGAAUUCGGAAGAAACUACCUCAACUCUCGAGUAUGCGUCAAGAGCUAAGAACAUUCAAAAUAAGCCGCAGAUUGGCCAAAACUCUGAGUUGAUGUUGAAAAAAACAUUGUUGAAAGACAUGGCUCGAGAGAUGUCCAAACUUAGUAACGAUUUAAUCGCGACUAGGACCAAGAAUGGGAUUUGGCUCGAAGAAUCGAAUUACAGUGAAAUGUUGACCUUAAAUGAGUCGAUGAAAGCUGAUUUCAAAGAGCAAAGGGCAAAUUUGAAUGGCUUAACAGAAAAGGUGCAAAAGUUACAUGCAGAAAGACUUGCUAAUGAGGAGGAGAUUACAAAGUUGAAAAACAUCAUAGAAGAAGGUAAGGCUGAAGCUGAACAAUUGCGGAUUAAACAAAAGGCACUGAACUUAAAAUGCGCUAACUAUGAGCAGCAAUUAAGUAAAUAUAAGGAGAAGGUGUCUCUCCUAGGCGGCAAGCAAACCGUGCUUAACCAAUUCAUGACUGAAAUUGUCCAAAAGAAUGUUAUAGAGUCUAUUGAUUCAGUCAAUGGUAUAAUUUCUGGAAUGCAAGACAGCAAUUCACGCGUGGACAAGAUGUCCAGCACCUUGAAACAACAAUUAAAGCUAAUGGUAAAGAAAUUAAACGAGACUGGGGAUUCCAUCAGCAAGGGCGUGGAUAUAGUAUUUCAGUCCGACAUCCCUAAUCUAUUAAAGGAACUUCAAAAUGAAGGUAGUAAAUUUUCAGAUUCAAUUAAUGAAAGUUCAAUAAACAUCAAAAAUGGAGUCGAAAGAAUAGAGUUGAACAAUAAGCAAUUCAGUGCUUCAUUGAAAUCAGAUUUACUCACCUCAAAAAUGAUCAGUAAAAAGGUCGACGAAAUAGUGGAAGAAAGGCUUGGCAUAGAAUUAGAGAAACAGCAAUCCGAACUUAAAACUAAACUUGAACAAAUUACCAUGGAAACUUUCAGCAAGCUGAAGGCUUUCCUACUGAAUUCAUUAAAGGAGGUAUCUACGGAAUUCAGUGACAUGGAAAGACAGGCAAUAGGUUCCAAUCAUGAGAAAUGGUAUAAGCAGUCCAAAGAACUUAAUCUGAUUGCCCUAGAUGAGAAUACUCGCCUUAAAGUGAAGUUUGAACAGUUUCAGAGCAAAAAUUCAGAUUUAGUUUCAACCACGAGCGACAAGAUGUCCAAGUUAAUUAAAGACCAGAUGGAGCCAGGAUUAGUACAGUUACAAAAUUCACAAGAAGGGAAAUUCAUAGAGGAAAGGAUAGACGAAAUGAAGGUUGCUGUGAUGAAGAAGAAUGAAGAGAGUUCGGUUAAAUUGAGAAAUAUCGAAAACGGCUUGAGUAGAGUCAAGAACGGAAUGGAUACUGAAAGAUCCCCAAUUAGAUCUCCUUCGAAAUCUCCAAUAAGGGGAGCUUCAACCUCACCUUAUAGGUCGCCAAUAAAGGAGUCAAAUUUCAAUCAAGUAACCAAAUUGUCGAAGAUUCCACAAUUGACAAGGAACUCUAGCUGGGAUAAAGAGAAUGCAAAGAGGAGAAGGGUAUGA